AUGGACGAUGACACCGAGGGCGUGGGCGACGAGAGCACCUGCCCCCCCGCCGCCGCCGACCGAGGAGCCUCCUCCUCGGCCGCCACCGGCGGCGGCGGCUCGCACGGUUACACUGACAUCGCGAAGGAGGUCUUCGACCGUCUCCUGGAGAAGGGAAACCCGGAGGUCGUCGCGGACCCGCCGGCCUUCCUCGAACUGCUCCAUCGCCACUUCGACCGCCUGCCGCUGAGCUACGCCAUCGAUGUGAGCGUCGACAAGGCAGAGGACGUGCUGCUGCACCGGAGGAUUCUCAACGAGUGCGCCGACCCUGAAAAGCGCCCCAUCUUCCAUGUCCGCUUCUUGCACUGCGCCCCGGCAUCGGUGGAUUCACAGGAUAACACUCAGGGCCUCUCUACGAGUGAAAACGGUAAUUGUGGGGGUUCUCAGGCUUCCACUUUGAGAGGAUCUGAGCCUACAGAAUUUGAGCCAUGCGAAGGGAUGGAGGACCUCAGUUUAACUGGAAAAAAAGUUGUGGAUGACUCUGAGGCUAGUUCUUCGAGGAGAGACGUAGAAAUCCUCCAUAUUCAUGAAAUUAUUUUUUCUACCGUUGACAAGCCAAAGCUCCUCGCUCAGCUAUCUGCUUUGCUGUCUGAAGUUGGACUGAACAUCCGUGAAGCUCAUGUCUUCUCAACAACUGAUGGCUUUUGUUUGGAUGUAUUUGUUGUUGAUGGCUGGGAUACAGAGGAGACAGAUACUUUGCUACAGAUUCUCAAGGAGACAGCGGCACGAAAUCAUGCCUCAUUAUCAAACCCAACAAAUUCUGCAGCCUCGCAAAGAAUACUGGAACUGCAAGAGCAGAUUGGUGAUUCAAAUGUUGACAGGAGUUUCCUGCAGAUUGGGGAGAAGAUUGCAUCUGGAUCUUCCGGGGACUUGUAUCGAGGAACUUAUCAAGGUAUGGAUGUCGCAGUAAAGUUCCUCAGAACCGAACAUGUUAAUGACUCAUCAAAGGUGGAGUUUUUACAAGAAAUAUUUAUUCUAAAGAGUGUUAAUCAUGAUAAUGUUGUUCGAUUCUGCGGGGCAUGCACAAAGCAGAGAAAAUAUGUCAUUGUAACAGAGUAUAUGCCUGGAGGUAAUCUAUAUGAUUUUCUUCACAAGCUAAAAAACACUUUGGAUCUCGCAACGGUUCUUAGGAUUGCUAUUGGCAUCUCCAAGGGAAUGGAUUAUUUGCACCAAAAUAACAUCAUCCAUCGAGACUUGAAGACUGCCAAUUUGCUGAUGGGCUCUGAUUAUGUUGUGAAGAUUGCAGACUUUGGAGUCUCAAGGAAUCCAUCUCAAGAGGGAGACAUGACUGCUGAAACUGGUACCUACAGAUGGAUGGCGCCUGAGGUAAUAAACCAUAAGCCGUAUGAUCACAGGGCAGACAUCUUCAGCUUUGCUGUUGUUCUGUGGGAGCUGGUCACUUCAAAGAUACCAUACGAAAAUCUGACACCCUUGCAAGCUGCGCUGGGAGUAAGGCAGGGAAUGCGGUUGGAGAUCCCGUCAUGGGUCCAUCCGCAACUGUCUAAACUGAUUCAGCAGUGCUGGGAUGAAAAUCCUAACGUGCGCCCCUCCUUCUCAGAGAUCACUGUAGAGCUGGAAGGCAUGUUACAGCAUCAUCAGGCCUCAAAGGGAAUCAACAAACAUUAA
Molecule: messenger RNA, 1665 nt
Organism: Miscanthus lutarioriparius
Lineage: Eukaryota; Viridiplantae; Streptophyta; Magnoliopsida; Poales; Poaceae
Source: the annotation of a GenBank genome assembly